Molecule: messenger RNA, 1746 nt
Organism: Seriola dumerili (greater amberjack)
Lineage: Eukaryota; Metazoa; Chordata; Actinopteri; Carangiformes; Carangidae
Gene: mrpl27
Product: mitochondrial ribosomal protein L27
Exons: 4
Coding region: 14-457 (147 amino acids)
Biological process (GO): translation
Cellular component (GO): mitochondrial large ribosomal subunit; ribosome
Molecular function (GO): structural constituent of ribosome
Source: RefSeq, a predicted model, not a curated record
ACUAUCGUUCAAGAUGGCGGCGCUGGUGUCCUUGAUGCUGAAGCCUCGAGCAGGUCUGCUGGCGCCCGGUCAGUCCUUUCUGCUGGACUCUGUGAGGUUUGCGUCGAAGAAGUCCGGUGGCAGCUGCAAGAACGUUGGGAAAAAAGACCCCGGUCGGAGAUACGGCUUCAAGAAACAGGAUGGGAACUUCGUCCAUGCCGGGAACAUCCUUGCGACGCAGAGGGUGAUGAGGUAUCACCCAGGAGCUCAUGUGGGGCUGGGAACCAACAGGAAUCUCUUUGCUCUGGAGGACGGCUAUGUCAGGUUCACCAAGGAGGUCUUCAUCCCACCGCCACGCAGCCGGAAGUCGUCACGGAUCAUCCCCAGACUGCCGCAAGGAGCCGUGCUCUACAAGACUUUCAUCAACAUCGUGCCGCUCAAACAGGAGGGCAAGUUCAAACUGAUGGACAUGGUUUGAGACGGACUGGACUGAACUGGAACCUCAUCCUUUUUUUUGUUGUUGUUGUUGUAUUCCUGUGGCGGUCAGGAUCAAACAUCACAAGCACCCUGGAGGACUUCAGCAGCUCGGGCUUCUGUCUUUGACUGAGGUGAUUUGACCUUUAGACGGAGCCGGUCCGUGAGGUCAGCUGUCAUACAGAAUGACUCGGUCCUCGGCUGCUCAUGAGACACUGUCACACUUUGCAUUUACAGUUGAUUUGGUCGAAACUUCACUGAAUAAAAUACACACAGGAAAAACAUUUCCAGCGUCACUUUUACAGAUUGUCAGUCUCUGGCAUCACUAUUACAGUAUUUUUUUUCUCCCAUAGUUACUAACUAUACAAAAAACAAGACAUCACCAGAUCGCUUUAAAUCAUGUGCUCCACCGGAUUUUACCCCAAUUUGUAUCAGGUUCGGGUCCAAAUUGGACACGUCACAGUCACGAAAACUUGAUGUUGUGAAGUUUUAGAAAGAGCAGAUCUGUUUUCUGCUCUUUGACAAUGUGUUUUCUUUUUUUCAGAUAAUCCAACUGGUUUGUAAAUGUUUUUUUUGGUUUAAGAAGUAUGAGAAAAUCUCAUCCAGUAAACAAACUCCUCAUAAAUUAAAUCUUUAAUCCUUAAAAAUGUAUUAUAAAUUAAAUCCCAGUAUAGCUGAAAAAUUCCAAAUCACUAAAUUUGGAGAUACAUGGUUAUUUUUGGACAUUAACGUAUUGUUUAUAUCAUUUUCUUGAUCAUUUGGAUUUACAGGAAAAAAAGUGGUUUUCUUCUUCUUCUUCAUUUGCUGCCUUUAUUAGUGACAUUUGACCGAAAAUAAGGGGAAAGAGAUGCAACAAAGGCCCCAGUCAUUCUAAAAAAAAAAAAAAGUAUUUUGUCUUCACAAAAAGAAAAGUAUUUUCAUGUCUGCUGUUUUAAAAAAAAAAGUGCAGUAGCCCAAUCUGGACACAAGAUGGCACCCCUUACAUCAGGUAAGUAUGAGUUUGUCCUAAUGUUCAUCAGUUGGGGUCCAAAUUACACAAUCCAAUACUUUAUAGAUUGGAUAUAUAUAUUAUUAUUAUAAAUAUAUAUAUUUGAAUACAUUUCACAACUUUUUAAUUUCUUUGGAGAUGAGCACCACCUCAGUCCUGUUUAUGCAGAUUUUUAUUUUUGAUUGUGAUAAUAUAAUUUAUCACAAAGUGUGUGUUUUUUAACUUUAACUGUAAUUGUUAAUCAUUUAGUCACAAGUGUUGAAUGUCACAAUGCUUUACAGGAAAAAUAAAACACUUUAUCUGUA